Pestalotiopsis fici W106-1 is the source of this 843-nucleotide messenger RNA. RefSeq lists its product as uncharacterized. The record is from RefSeq and is a predicted model, not a curated record. NCBI's taxonomy places the organism in Eukaryota, Fungi, Ascomycota, Sordariomycetes, Amphisphaeriales, Sporocadaceae. The transcript has a single exon. Bases 1 to 843 code for a protein of 280 amino acids.
AUGGCUGCUGUGAGAACUUAUAUCUUGGCGCCAAACCUCCAGUUCAAGCCAUCAGGCCCUAUACAGCUGUGCAGCAUUAUAGCUGAUCCGUUUCGACCAACCAAGACGCUAUCAACUCUCCCGCAAGAGGCCUUACCGCCAAUGGAGACAAUCAAGGAAUAUAAUCACGAGCUGAGCAGCGAGAAGGGACACCUCAUGAGCAUGGGGUUUUGGGCCCAGUUCCUUUCGACCGUGGGCGGCGAUGCCAGCCUGGAGCAUAAUGUCAACCACGUACAGCGGUACGACAUUGACGAACUCGAGACGCGCUAUAUUCGCGACGAGCCGUCCGCCAACAAUGUCGACCUGGUGCGCAGGCUAGCUGAGCCCAAGGUGCAGGCUGCCAUCAAGGCCGGCCUGUUCGGAAGCCAGCCCGUGUAUAUGAUUACGGGCAUCAAAAUUGCCCGCGGGCUCACUGUGCGGUUGGAGCGAUCCACGCAGCUGGGUGGAGGGUUUGGGCCCACGGUGCCCGUGACGGAGAGCGUAUCUGUUGGCGGCCAGGUCGUGGGCGAGCAUCGUAACAACACGACAAGCGCGUUCCGAGCAGGCGAAGAGGAUAUCGUCUUCGCCUAUCAACUGCACGCCAUUCGACGAAAGGGCAGGAAGAAAGAAACCAAGGUGGAUGUCUUUGAGUCCGAGGCGGCUUUGCUACAUGGUGACGACGGCCCUUAUGAUUCAGAUGUAGAAGGGGCGUCGCUCAGUAUGGUGAAUGCUGAUGACCUAUUUGAGGAUGAUGAGUGUGACGAACUUGCAACCAAGUCCCGCGAGUUGGCCGGUAUUGAUGGUUCGCUAUAUAUGUAUAUUUAA